Molecule: messenger RNA, 2798 nt
Organism: Hordeum vulgare subsp. vulgare (domesticated barley)
Lineage: Eukaryota; Viridiplantae; Streptophyta; Magnoliopsida; Poales; Poaceae
Product: auxin response factor 15-like
Exons: 11
Coding region: 311-2506 (731 amino acids)
Biological process (GO): response to hormone; regulation of DNA-templated transcription
Cellular component (GO): nucleus
Molecular function (GO): DNA binding
Source: RefSeq, a predicted model, not a curated record
GACGGACGGACGCCGUUGCAGUCCCGCUUGGCCUUGGCCGCUUCCCUCUCCCACCUUUUGUUUUGGCCACUACCACUACUAGUAGCAGCAGCCCCCCGCCCCCCGCCCCCCCGGCCAUCCAGACCAUCGACACACACCCAUCCAUCAUUCAUGGCCAUUGCCGCCAUGCCCCGCCGCGCCGCGCCGUCUCCCCCGCCCCGCCCCUAGCCACCCACCCGCCCGCCCGCCCCGCUUCAUUAACCUCUUCGCCUGCGUCCAUCCGUCUCCGACCGUCCACACCGCCUUGCGCUCCAGCUUCUCGCUGCCUCGGAUGGCGGGGAUCGACCUCAACACCGUGGAGGAGGACGAGGAGGAGUCGUCCGCUGAGCCGCUGCUCGCCGGGACCGGCUGCGGCGGGGACUGCUCCUCCCAGUCCCACUCCCACUCCCACUCGCAGACGCAGUCGGGCUACAACGGCCAGGCGAGCUCCCCCGUGGCGACGCCGCCGUCGCGGCCCAGCGCGGUGUGCCUCGAGCUCUGGCACGCCUGCGCGGGGCCGGUGGCACCCAUGCCGCGCAAGGGCAGCGUCGUCGUCUACCUCCCGCAGGGCCACCUCGACCACCUCGGCGACGCGCCCGCGCACGCCGCGGCUUCGCCCGCCGCCGCCGUGCCGCCCCACGUCUUCUGCCGCGUCGUCGACGUCACGCUCCACGCGGACGCGACCACGGACGAGGUGUACGCGCAGCUCUCCCUGCUCCCCGAGAACGAGGAGCUUGUCCGGCGGAUGCGCGAGGCCACGGACGACGUGAGCGGCGGCGAGGACGGCGAGACCGUCAAGCAGCGCUUCGCGAGGAUGCCGCACAUGUUCUGCAAGACGCUCACCGCCUCCGACACCAGCACCCACGGCGGCUUCUCCGUGCCGCGCCGCGCCGCCGAGGACUGCUUCCCCCAUCUGGACUACAACCAGCAGCGGCCGUCUCAGGAGCUGGUCGCCAAGGAUUUGCACGGCACCGAGUGGAAGUUCCGCCACAUCUAUCGAGGCCAGCCGCGCAGGCACCUUCUAACCACCGGAUGGAGUGCAUUUGUCAACAAGAAGAAGCUUGUCUCCGGGGAUGCUGUCCUCUUUCUGCGGGGCGACGAUGGGGAGCUUAGACUGGGAGUACGCCGUGCGGUUCAGCUGAAAAAUGGAUCCGCUUUUCCGGCGCUAUAUAGCCAAUGCUCGAACCUUGGUACACUAGCUAAUGUCACACAUGCUGUGUCUACAAAGAGCAUGUUCCAGAUCUUCUAUAACCCCAGGUUAAGUCAAUCUGAAUUCAUCGUACCCUACUGGAAGUUUACCAAAAGCAUCAGUCAACCAUUUUCUGUUGGCUGGAGGUUCAAAAUGAGAUAUGAAAGUGAGGAUGCUGCUGAAAGAAGGUACACAGGGAUAAUUACUGGAACUGUUGAUGCAGACCCUAGGUGGCGUGGUUCAAAAUGGAAAUGCCUGCUGGUAAGGUGGGAUGAUGAUGGUGAAUUCCGUCGGCCAAACAGGUUGUCUCCUUGGGAGAUUGAGCUGACCAGUGCAGCUUCAGGAUCCCAUCUGGCUGCACCAACUUCUAAGCGGAUGAAACCAUAUCUUCCGCAUGCUAAUCCAGAGUACACGGUCCCGUAUGGAGGUGGUCGCCCUGAUUUUGCAGAGUCUGCACAACUCCGCAAGGUCUUGCAAGGUCAAGAAUUAUUGGGUUAUAGAACUCAUGAUGGUACUGCUGUUGCUACUUCACAGCCAUGUGAAGCAAGAAACUUGCAGUACAUCGAUGAACGAGGUUGCUCUAAUAAUGGGAGUAACAAUGUCCUAGGGGGGGUCCCAAGCCAUGGUGUGAGAACACCACUUGGGAUUCCCUACCAUUGCUCUGGCUUUGGGGAGUCUCAGAGAUUCCAAAAGGUCUUGCAAGGUCAAGAAGUUUUCCGUCCGUACCGAGGAAGUCUGGUUGAUGCGCGCAUGAGAAGUGGCGGCUUUCAUCAACAGGAUGGUCCUUAUGCAUCUGCCCUGUUGGAUAAAUGGCGCGCGCAACAACAGCAUGCAUUCGGUUACGGGCCACCAGCACAAGUUCUGCCGUCUCAGCCAUCGUUAUCACCACCUUCUGUUCUGAUGUUUCAGAAGGCUGAUCCAAAGGUCUCUCGAUUUGAGUUCGGGCAUGGGCACAUGGAUAAGAAUGAGGAUGAUUGGUAUGCUAGGUUUGUCUCUGCUGAAGGCGUUGGAAGGGCAGAGCAAGCAUCGUCGCUCCGGCCUCAUCUUGGUUCGGGAGAAGUGAUCGAUAGCCGUGUUGCAGUUGAGAAUACGGGUGCUGCACCUACCAACAGUUGCAAGAUAUUUGGCAUCUCCCUGGCUGAAAAGGUCCGAGCAAGGGAUGAGAUGGUUUGUGAUGAUGGUGGUGCCAACUACUCAUCUCCAACCCAGCCCUUGAAAUCCCUCGGCAACAGUUGUGCCACUGUUCAUGAGCAGAGGCCUGUUGUUGGCAGGGCGAUUGACGUCCAGCAAUGGAUAUGAAGCUCUGAUCUAGGGGGCGGGCAGGCGGGCUGGAUGCGCGAGUCGAUCAUCGUCAUCUGCUGGUGAUUCUUGAUUUGGAAGCAGAGAAGCGUCUGUUCUGACCAUUUCCAGUCGAACCUUGUGUAUCUUUGAGUAGUCGUAUGAUAACCGGUGGAGUUGUUGUUAUUCGGUGACCUAGUACUUAGUUGGCCAUCAUCAGCCGUGACUUUUGGCUGCUGGAACUACCCUAUAUCAUUAAUAUGUAUGCUGUGGGAGGCCAUUUAGCCCAAAUUUCAAUGUCUUGCUUUGCUCC